AUGCCAUUUGGUGGAAAAGUUGUUGUUCUAGGAGGUGACUUUCGGCAAAUAUUACCUGUCAUUCCUCAUGGCAGCAGACAAGAUAUAGUUCAUGCAACCAUCAAUUCUUCUCAUCUAUGGUCCUAUUGUCAUUUAUUAACUUUGACCAAGAACAUGCGUCUUAAUUCUGGAAGUAGCGCUCACAAUUUAGAGGAAAUAAAAGAAUUUUCUGAGUGGCUACUUAAAGUUGGGGAUGGUAAUCUUGGAGAUGAUGUUGAUAGAGAAUCUAUUAUAACAAUUCCAGAUGAAUUGUUGAUUAGAGAAUCGGAAGAUCCGCUGUCGGAUAUGGUUAAUUUUGUUUAUCCGAAUCUCUUGGAUAAUAUUUUGGAUCAGAUUUUCUUUAAAGAACGUGCUAUUCUAACUCCUAAAUUGUCCGAUGUUGCUAUGCUAAACGAGCACCUAAUGUCUAUGAUUCCUGGUGAAGAAAGGACUUUUUUGAGUUCAGAUAAAAUUCUUAGGCAAGGUGGGACUUCCUCUGUUGAGGAUGAUGAAAUCACCCCUGAGAUCUUAAAUACAUUAUCAUGCUCAGGGAUUCCUGAUAAUAAAUUAAUCUUGAAAGUUAAAGUUCCAGUAAUGCUAUUAAGAAAUAUUGAUCAGUCGAGAGGUUUAUGCAAUGGCACGAGAUUGCUUAUUACAAAAUUAGGGAAUCAUGUUGUUGAGGCAAUUGUACUUACAGGAAGCAAUAUAGGGGAAACUGUGUUAAUCCCUAGAAUGACGAUGAGCCCAUCGAGUCAUACAUUUCCUGUAAAUUUCCAAAGAAGACAAUUCUCCCUGAUUGUAUCGUUUGCCAUGACUAUCAACAAGAGUCAAGGACAAUCACUUUCACAUGUUGCAAUUUAUCUCCCUAAGCCUGUCUUCACUCAUGGGCAAUUAUAUGUGGCACUGUCUAGAGUAAAGAGUAAGCAUGGAUUGAAGAUAUUGAUACUUGAUGAAAAUUGCUGCGUUACGAAUAGUAGCCUUAAUAUAGUUUACAAGGAAGUAUUUCAAAGACUGCUAUAG
Molecule: messenger RNA, 1038 nt
Organism: Gastrolobium bilobum
Lineage: Eukaryota; Viridiplantae; Streptophyta; Magnoliopsida; Fabales; Fabaceae
Exons: 1
Coding region: 1-1038 (345 amino acids)
Biological process (GO): telomere maintenance; DNA repair
Molecular function (GO): ATP binding; DNA helicase activity
Source: RefSeq, a predicted model, not a curated record